CUUCCACUAAAGAUGUUCAGCUCAAAGAAAGAAAAAAAAAAGUGAUUUCUGCUGAACAGCUGCAAAUACAGAGCUGGGUAUCUAACUCUUGUCAUUUGUUGUACUGCAGAAGAGAAAACGGCAGUGACAGGAGUUAGAGGGUUAGGGAUUCCUGAGAACAGCGAUGUAGGAACCAGCAGUUUGUGACAGGCAAAACUUAUACUGGUCCAGUCUUUCAGCAACAGCAAGAAGUAGUUAGGGGAUCAGUUUCAUUCUUUCUUUCUCUCCUGAAUGUGGGCGGAGGGAAGUAACUCAUUGUGGAAACCUAUAAAAAGAAAGUAGCUGAGAUCAUAAAAGACCAAAGUGAAAAGGGGAAGCCAAGAGGAGACACACAUGCACAUGGCUUGUUUGUUUGUGUGUUCCAGUGAAUGUGCAGAGUCAAAUGGAGGUAAAUUACAGCAGGAGCACUGCAUCCUUAUAACUUCACAGCUGAAAGAGCAUCCUGAAUGGGACCUGUUGAGUGUCUGAAAAAGCAGCAGCUUAAUCCUAAAUAUACUGAGCUGAGCAUUACUUUAGAUCAAAUUUGGAUGCUUAAAAUUGAAAAUCUAUAGGGCAAAAUUAUAUUAAAAAAAAAAAUCUGCUACCUUCUCCAAUAUCUCACAGUUGUAUUUUACUUUAUCAUUUUUAACAACAAAAAUAAGCAGCACUAAACCUGCAAGUUAAAUUUAUUUUAAAAGCUGAAGUGAUAAUAGAGAUUUCAGGCUUCACUGAACAUUUUAAUGUGCUUGUUUCUCUACUAGUUCUGCAGUGAUUCUGUUAAAUUAAUUUUAACAAUGUGCAUUCUCUCCUAUAAUUGCCUGUCCCUGAUGUAUUUGAAGUAGAGAAGAAGGAACAGUUUCUGCAUUUUGUUCUUUGGACUGUUACUGAAGCGUUGCAUUGCACUGCCCUUCUUGGCUUGUGAUGAGGCUGAACAUGGUCAUGCUAGCAUGGAAUGGGGAAUGCUGCUGCCUGCUGCCUCUUCUGGCUGCGGUGCUGAUGGUGGAGACCUCUUCACUUGACACAUCUAGAUCCAAAGCUAACUCUAUAAAGGCUAUUCUGGUGGAGCAGACACCAGGUUUGGCCACCAACAGGUCUACUAGCAUCUUGCAUGGUAUCUCCCACAAGAAAGGAAAAAACCUCGGACAGGCCUAUCCCUGCAUCAGUGAUAAAGAGUGUGAAGUUGGAAGGUACUGCUACAAUCCUCACCAGGCUCCUUCCUCAUGCAUGGUCUGCAGAAGGAAGAAGAAACGUUGUCAUAGGGAUGGCAUGUGCUGCCCUGGGAACCGCUGCAACAAUGGUAUUUGCAUUCCCGUUGCUGAAACAAUCUUGACUGCUCAUAUACCAGAGCUUGAAGGCCGUCCCAAGAAAAAUGGACACGUGUCUGAUAAGGAUAUUGAUUGGCAGAACAUUGGAAGGCACCAUUCUAAGAUGCCACAUAUAAAAGGGCAUGAAGGAGACCCUUGUCUAAGGUCCUCUGACUGCAUUGAGGGCUUUUGCUGUGCCCGACAUUUUUGGACAAAAAUUUGUAAACCUGUUUUACACCAAGGGGAAGUUUGCACCAAGUUAAGAAAGAAAGGAUCCCACGGCUUGGAAAUAUUCCAGCGUUGUGACUGUGCAAAAGGUUUAUCCUGUAAAGUAUGGAAAGAUGCAACAUAUUCAUCAAAAUCUAGACUUCACAUAUGCCAGAAGAUAUGAGCAUUUGCUGAGAAGUUAUGUUAAUUGCAGACUGUUAAAUAGCAGAAAGGUACGGAAAAGUUGCCUAUAAUAAAGGACAUUGCUGGUACUCAGAAGCAAACACUGAACUGAAAGUGAAUAUAAUUUGAACUGGAGAUAUUGGAGUCUACGUGUGUAAAUAUAUCAUUUGCGCCAAUGAAAACUCAUAAAAUUGGUAUUUACUAUUUUAACAGUGCAUGCCCACUGAUUUUACAAAAAGUAUGUAUGUAUGAGCGACAAUAAUGCAUAAAUAAUCUAUGUUUGAAUAUUAUGUCUAAAUGCGUAUAAAAUAGAAAAUCCAGUUUCCUGUAUGCUGACAUUGAGUUCAUGACAUACAAAAUACAAAAGAUCUUGUCAAGGUAAUACAAUUAUUACAUUGUAUGAUAACCAAUCAAAUCUCUGCUAUAUCCUGUUUUUGUUUGUAAAGAUUUUGUUUUAUUUUAUUUUUUUUAGCAUACAAGAUUGCUUUAAUCUUAUUACCAUUUUUAACGUCACCAACAGUACUAGAGAAGGGGAGUAUUACUCAAAGUGUAUGUAUAAGAUAAUUAGUAUUAAAUUAUAUCUGUUAUGAAAAAUACAAAUCUACAAAACACAGAAUACAUAACACAUUCAGAAAUAGAUAGAACAUUUUUUUUCAUCUAAAACAUCAUAGUGGUUUAGAGAAUUAUAUGAAAAAGUGAUAUCAUAUAUUCUUCAAAUCAGUGUGGUAUAAUAAUAAUAAUAUAUACAAACUAUGAUAUCACAUUAUUGUAAUCAUCAUGUGUAAUAAUAACAACUACAUGAGUAAAUUAGUUCUUGCUAAUUCUCAAUCUAUUCCAUAUUUUUAUGUGGCCUUGUCUAGAACUCAGUAUUUUCUUGAAUAAAUAAAUAUGUUUUUUUGUAAACUA
This is a messenger RNA of Bombina bombina (fire-bellied toad), 2618 nucleotides long. RefSeq names its product dickkopf WNT signaling pathway inhibitor 2 (gene DKK2). Gene Ontology annotation, molecular function: receptor antagonist activity; co-receptor binding. Lineage: Eukaryota; Metazoa; Chordata; Amphibia; Anura; Bombinatoridae. The transcript is spliced from 4 exons. Gene Ontology annotation, cellular component: extracellular region. Bases 940 to 1713 code for a protein of 257 amino acids. Gene Ontology annotation, biological process: multicellular organism development; negative regulation of canonical Wnt signaling pathway. The record is from RefSeq and is a predicted model, not a curated record.